Dreissena polymorpha is the source of this 1262-nucleotide messenger RNA. RefSeq names its product techylectin-5A-like. The record is from RefSeq and is a predicted model, not a curated record. Lineage: Eukaryota; Metazoa; Mollusca; Bivalvia; Myida; Dreissenidae. The coding region runs from base 107 to 976 and encodes 289 amino acids. The transcript has 2 exons.
AGUAAGCGAAGUAUGCAGCGACACCAAGUGCUCACGUUAUUUCCGAUAUCUGGUCAAAUUUAUAAAAUCUUAUUGGGAAAUCAGCUCACAGACACAUUAGUUAAUAAUGUAUACGGCUAAAAAUGUAGACAUAUUUCGCUAUGUUGCUUUGUUCUUGGUUGUUAUUGUUCACGCAGAACAAUGUCACAGGUCUUUAUCCGUAGUGAAAGGAUGUAACGGAAGUAGAAAUUGCACUACCGGUUGGAAGCAUCUUCUCCGCUCGGAUCAGCUGGCACAGACGCUUGCAGGUGUCAGUCCGUUUCUUUCGGAAGAGUACAAUCGCAGGUGUAACGCAUGCGCAGAGCAACGGAACUUGAGUGCCACGCCAAGAGACUGCAGGGAAGUGUACCACAACGGUGAUCGGACGACUGGGGUCUACACAAUCUAUCCUAUGGCAAUUAAGGCUUCACAGGUUGUGUGCGACAUGGCCACGGAUGGCGGGGGCUGGACGGUCCUACAGAGGCGAGUGUCAGACACAGACUUCUACAAGACCUGGUCAGAGUACCAGAGCGGCUUUGGAGAUCCGCAAAACUUCUGGCUCGGAAAUGAGAACAUCUGGGCGCUGACAAGUACCAGAAACUACUCACUUAGAAUAGAUCUUACGGCGCCUGAUGGACAGACGGCUUACGCUCGAUAUAGCUCGUUUAAAAUCGAAAACUUCCAGUCUAGGUAUCGACUUCACAUUUCCGGUUACAGCGGCACGGCUGGAGAUAGUUUAGGUGGUCUUCGUCACAACGGUUACGUGUUCUCCACCAAGGACAUGGAUUCCACGGCCGGAUGUCCGGCCCUGUACCGCGGAGGUUGGUGGUACGACACCUGCCAUUCGUCCAAUCUCAACGGCGUCUAUAAUAACACCACUUACGGCAUGGGGCUGAACUGGUUCUCAUGGAAGGGCUAUCACGUAUCCAUGGUGAGAACGGAAAUGAAAAUAAAAUGACGAACUCUUCAGAAGAUUAAACGUACGUUUAAAGAACUACUUUAGUCGUCUAAAGUAUAGAAUAUUCUAUUGGUAUCUAUCGAGUAUUCAUCUCAUUCUGUCUGGACUACAUGACUUAUAUUCAUUCUAAAAUAGUCCGUCUGUUUUGUUUGCUUAUUUGAAUGCGGGAUCACGAAAGUAAUAGAUAUUUGCUUCAUGCGGACUCCUUUUAUACGCGAAGAUUGAACCUGUCACGCAGAUAAUUAUAUAACAUGUAUUAUGUUUCCAUUAUAGAGUAUGUGUUAUU